ACCAAUGGUGUUUUUUUUCCUUUUGUUUUUCUUUUUCUUUUUGGUGGAGCAUGGCGUAGGUUCAUGCAAUAUUGGAAUUAUCUGAAUGAAAUAAUUACCCAUUCCUCACACGCCCACACCCUUCUUCUCCUCAACCCUCCUUUUCCUUAGCACAGACAAAUGGCAACAAUCAGUGCCACCACACUAGCCUCAACAGUUGCACGCGCUGCUGUGCCCCGGCGACUCACCGGCAUCUCCUCGUCGCCGGUGCUAGGAUUGCUUCAGAUUAGAGUUGGAGGUGGAAGGGUGAGGUGCUCCUCGGAGGCGAAGCCGCCGGUCACCGGCGGAAGCAUGGGAGCGUCGUUGCUUGCAGCUGCAAGCGUGAUGAGCGUGUCAAACCCAGUCCUGGCCCUGGUUGAUGAGAGGAUGACCACCGAAGGGAUGGGGCUCAGCCUGGGGCUCAGCAACAACGUGCUGGGAUGGAUCCUUCUUGGUGUUUUUGGUCUCAUCUGGUCCCUCUACUUUGUGUACACCUCCACCCUUGAAGAGGAUGAGGAAUCUGGGCUGUCCCUCUAAGCCCUUAUGUAAGCAUUGCACUGGAAAUGGAAGCAUGUCAGAGUGAGAACCUUAAAAAUUUAAUCACUUGUAUGAAAGGCUCUUAACAUCGUUUCUCAGUGUUGCGUUUUCUUGACAA
This is a messenger RNA of Elaeis guineensis (African oil palm), 673 nucleotides long. Its product is annotated as photosystem II reaction center W protein, chloroplastic. Gene Ontology annotation, biological process: photosynthesis; photosystem II stabilization. Gene Ontology annotation, cellular component: photosystem II; chloroplast thylakoid membrane; chloroplast. NCBI's taxonomy places the organism in Eukaryota, Viridiplantae, Streptophyta, Magnoliopsida, Arecales, Arecaceae. The record is from RefSeq and is a predicted model, not a curated record.